AGUUAUCAAGGAGUAUAUUAGUUAAAAAGCAACAAUUAAAGUUCUUUAGAAAAAGCUUCAAUCUGCUUUCAUGAAUAUCUAAAAAAUGGAGCAAACUAAGAAACAAUAUAGUAUAAGUAGUUUCUGUAAGAUUUUGCCUAAAAUUGAACUGCAUGCCCAUCUCAAUGGUUCCUUAAAUACAGAUAUAUUGAAAAAGUUAGGAUGCAAUAAUGAUGCUAUAGCAGAAUAUCAACUUACAGACAUUAUGAGUAAAUCUAGUCGUACUUUGGAAGAAGUGUUUCAGCUCUUUAAUGUUGCCCAUAAUGCUACAAAAACCAAAGAAAACGUAUAUCUGGCUGCUAAAAGCGUUAUUGAAGACUUUGAUAAAGAAAAUACUGUAUAUUUAGAACUUAGAACAACUCCUAGAAGUGAGGAAGAAAUGAGUGAAGAAGAAUAUGUUGAAACAGUUAUUAAAGCAAUUACAGAUUGUAAAGAGACUUGUAAAAAAGUAUUAGUGAAGCUACUUUUGUCUAUAAAUAGACGAGCCAAUAAAGAGUCUUCUAUGAAAACAUUAGAUGUAAUUAUUAAAAUGAAGGACAAAUAUCCAGACAUUAUCAAAGGUAUAGAUUUAAGUGGAAAUCCCAUGAUCGGUACUUUCGAUGAAGAUUUGUUUGAAAAGGCUAGACAGGCCGGUCUUAAGACUGCCAUACAUUGUGCCGAAGUUAAAAAUGACGAAGAAGUUUCCAAAAUAUUAAAAUUUGGACCUGAUCGAAUUGGGCACGGUAUAUUUUUACAUCCACACCAUGGUGGCUCACAGGAAAACUGGGACCUUUAUUGCGAGAAAAAAAUUCCUUUAGAAUGCUGUUUGACUUCAAAUGUUUUAAGUGAGAGUGUGGAGCAUUAUGGAGAACAUCACAUACAAAAAUGGAUUGAUUUACGUCUACCAUUCUCUAUUAAUACUGACGAUAAAGGGGUAUUUGCAACCACAUUGUCCAAGGAAUAUGAGCACGUUCUAAGACACUUCAAGCUAACUCCACAAGAACUAUGGAAUAUUUCUUACGAAUCAAUGGGUCAUUCCUUUGCCUCAGAAGAAGAGAAGAAAGAUCUUCAGCAGAAGUUGGCUAAAUGGUAUUUCCACGUUCAGGAUACCCUUAUUUCAAAAAUUAACUUGAUUAAUAUUAACGACGAUAAUGUAGAUCAUAAACUGUAUGAUCAGAUCGAUAUUUUUAACCGUAGCUAGUUGAAAAAAUUGUUUAAUUAUACAAUUUAUUUGUAUUUCAUCCCACAUUUAUAAAGUUUCCUAUGAAGUAAAUUAUUUACUUUUCAAAU
Molecule: messenger RNA, 1308 nt
Organism: Diabrotica balteata
Lineage: Eukaryota; Metazoa; Arthropoda; Insecta; Coleoptera; Chrysomelidae
Source: the annotation of a GenBank genome assembly